Molecule: messenger RNA, 1278 nt
Organism: Thecamonas trahens ATCC 50062
Lineage: Eukaryota; Apusomonadida; Apusomonadidae
Exons: 2
Coding region: 1-1278 (425 amino acids)
Source: RefSeq, a predicted model, not a curated record
AUGGCCACUGACUCGUCCCGGGCCCGUCGCCUUGCUCUGUACGCCGAGGCUCUUGCUGACGCCGAUGCAGCCCGGGCAGCCCGCCUCGCCUCGACCGCCUCGCCCUACGCCUCGACCGCCUCGCCCUACGCCUCGCCUGCCGAUCGUGCGACGCUAGCUGCUGCGGCUGCGGCUGCUGAACUGGAUGCGCUUUACGCUCCGCUUCGUCGCGUUCUUGCUGACGAAGCGGCAGCGGCCGAUGCCGCCGCUGCCGCCGCUGCAGCCGCUGCCACUGCUGCUGCCGCUGCUACUGUCGCGCCGGCCGCCGCUGCGUUCGGCUCGUCUGCAGCUCGCACGGCAACAUCGCCAUCGUUACCGGCAGCAGCAGCGGUGGCAGCAUCGAAACAGGAACAGGCGCUGAUCGAGUCUGAGGUGCGGGCGCGGGCGCGGGCUCUGGUUGAGGCUGAUCUCGCCGCCCGCUACCCGCCGUCUAUCCUCGGCCCGGCGCGCCCACCCACUCCUGUCCAACCGGCGCUGAAGCUGUCAGCUAUGGACGUGAUGCUGUCGUCGUCGCUCAGGCGGUCUCACCGGCGCUCGCUUCCGCCUGUGGCGCUGACACCGACGGUGGUACCACAGGCUGCCGGAGCGGCGCCAGCUGUGCCAUCGCUCGACUUUAGCUCCGUCUCGCACGCGCACGCUUCGCCAGUGGCAGUCCGUCGCGCGGCGCAUGCCGCCGUCUCGUGCCCGCCGCUCGCCGAGCCCUUGGUGGGCGUAGCCGUCGAGCGGACGAUGCCGCGCCCGGUUGCGGUUGCAGCGGUGCAGACCGAGCCGGAUCACCGAGUGGUGGCCAUGAUGGGCGAGAAGGCUGUGCUGGCUCAGCAUGCGACUCAGGCGCUGGGCAUGGUUGCGCAGCUUCGGGAGGAGCUCGAGCGGACCCGCCAGGCGCUGGCCGAGGCACGCCAGCGCGCCCCCAGCCGCUCGUGCGGGACCCAGACGCUGGUUCUGCCAUCGCUAGAGGAGGCGGCAAUGCGGACAGAGCUUGAUGCGCUCUGUGCAGACAACGCUGAGCUGCGGAUCCGCGCUGGGCACGCCGAGUCGGCGCACACGUCCGCGCUUGCCACCAUCGCCGAGCUCCAACGCGAGUUGGCCCAGGCCGAUGCGCGCCUCCUCACACUUGCGCGCCACACUUCGCUUCUCCGACAAGUCGACGCUGUUCAGCUUGCCAACCUCUCUGGCACCGCUGCGCUCCAGGCGCGGCAGCUGGCGCGCCGUCCGGGAGUCGUCCCCGUAUCGCCGUGA